This is a messenger RNA of Striga hermonthica, 903 nucleotides long. NCBI's taxonomy places the organism in Eukaryota, Viridiplantae, Streptophyta, Magnoliopsida, Lamiales, Orobanchaceae. The record is from the annotation of a GenBank genome assembly.
AUGAAUAAUGAACACGUGAACGUGAUGCCACGUUUAUUGAACGCCCUCGACAUUAAAAAUGUUGGUCGCUUUGCUAGUACAAGUACCGGCAGUGAUGAGGGCGGGCCUACUACAUAUCUUGCUACUAUUUGUUAUGAUCAUAAGAGAGUAUUAGACGAGCAUGUUUUGAUCCAUCGUUAUGUUUACCAAAGUGAUGUCGAGCUUGUAUGCAACGCUUGUGUUCAACCUAUUCCAUUCGGUUGGUCUUAUAGUUGUGUUUAUCAUAAUGAAACAUCAUCAAGAAAUGACGGCCCAUGCAAAGAUUACUUCCUCCACAGCUGUUGCGCGUAUCUUCCCGCUGUACUUAACUUCCCUCGAAAGAGGCAUAAAACACUCACCCUCUCAACUUGCAAGGCAGGCGGCAAAAAGACUUCCUUCAAUUUGUUCGUAUGUGACAGCUGCAACUACACGUGUAACGGAUUCGCCUACCUAUCACAAACGGACGACGACACUUCUCUUGUUCUGGACAUCGUGUGCGCCCUCAUGCCCACCUCAAUCGUGCACAUAUCCCAUGGUGCGCACCAUAUCCUUCAAUCGAAAACCUACAACCAACAACUGUGUAGCUACUGUGGCUUGGAAUUAAAACCCGACAAUAGCUACAUAUGCAACAAUUGUCGUAAUUUUGGGAUACACCCAGCUUGCGCCCUCAUUCCCAAAAGCGUAGUCUACCCCAAAUUUGACCCCCACCCGCUUUCCCAUUGGCAUAAUCUCGAAAAGGAACAGUCAAUCCUUUGCGAGUCGAUCGACUCUCCAAGAUCAAGUUUGGGUUUACUGUCCGUGUACGAGGCCAUUCAUGCCCCGUUGCUUGUGUACGCACGCUUUCAGUUUUUUGCUACCCGUGUGGCCAUUGCGGGAAGACCAUAA